Molecule: messenger RNA, 2065 nt
Organism: Aspergillus wentii DTO 134E9
Lineage: Eukaryota; Fungi; Ascomycota; Eurotiomycetes; Eurotiales; Aspergillaceae
Exons: 2
Coding region: 78-1865 (595 amino acids)
Biological process (GO): L-leucine catabolic process; ketone body biosynthetic process
Molecular function (GO): hydroxymethylglutaryl-CoA lyase activity
Source: RefSeq, a predicted model, not a curated record
GUCCGGUUAUCCGACACAUUGACUCAUCUCAUUAACUAUCCAUCCAUCUCAUCUCAAGAAUCAUCCAGCAUAGCAAAAUGCCAGCAGUCCAAAUAGUCGAAGUCGGCCCCCGCGACGGGCUGCAAAAUAUACAAGACACCGUCCCAACAGCCACAAAACUAGAAUUAAUCCACCGGCUGAAAGACACCGGAUUACGCACGAUCGAGCUGACAUCGGUCGUUUCGCCGCGGGCAAUUCCCCAACUGGCAGACUGUCGGGAUGUACUGAGCAGUGAGGGGAUACGCAAAUUACACGAUGAGGAUGGCAGAUUUCCUGUUUUGGUGCCGAAUUUGAAAGGGUUGGAUAUUGCUGUCCAGCAUGGGGUGAAGGAGGUUGCGGUGUUUGUGAGUGCGACGGAGGGGUUCAGCAGAGCGAAUAUCAACUGCAGUGUGGAUGAGGGGAUUCAGAGGGCCAGGAUGGUUGCAGAGAGGGCGAGAGAAGGCAAUGUUGCUGUGCGAGGAUAUGUAUCGUGUAUCUUUUCUGAUCCCUUUGAUGGGCCGACAUCGCCAUCAUCGGUGCUGCACUGCGUCAACGCCCUGCUGGAUAUGGGCUGCUACCAAGUCAGUCUGGGCGACACACUCGGGGUCGGCACUCCAGCAUCAGUCCACAGUCUCAUCGUUUAUCUUACUGAGAAUAACAUCCCCCUGGCCAAGCUAGCUGGCCACUUUCACGAUACAUACGGCCAGGCAGUGGCUAAUGUCUGGGAAGCAUAUCUCUGUGGCCUACGCGUGUUUGACAGCAGCGUUGGCGGACUAGGCGGAUGUCCAUUUGCACCAGGGGCAAAGGGGAAUGUGGGCAGUGAGGAUCUCGUAUACAUGUUCCAGAAUGCCGGAGUUGAAACUGGUGUUGAUCUGAGGAAGCUGGUCGAGACAGGCGUGUGGAUAUCAAAGAAGCUAUCCAAGUCGAACGCCAGUCGCGCUGGCGUCGCCAUCGCCGUCAAAGAAGGCCUCGUCUCUCUAUCCGAGAUAUCCAAGCCAAAGCCAUCUUUAUCAUGGACUCUCGUCAAAGACAGCGACGGCCUGCUCAUCCAUCGAUCCGGCGUCAAUCUCAAAAUCACCCUCAACCGACCCAAAAACGGCAACGCCCUGACAACAUCCAUGAUCGCAGACCUCACCUCCACCAUCUCCAACGCCUCCGCCAACCCCUCCAUCUCCCGCAUCAUCAUCACCGCAAAUGGUAAAUUCUUCUGCACCGGAAUGGACCUCGCCAAAGGUUCAACCCCCAUUGCCCAGUCCCCCUCCACCAGCACCGCCCAGUUCCACCGCCUCACCACCCUCUUCGAAACAAUCGACACCUCGCCCAAGGUGACCAUCGCCGCCAUCAACGGGCCUGCAUUCGGCGGCGGCGUCGGCCUCGCAUUCACCUGCGACAUCCGCCUCGCCACGAAAAAGGCCACCAUGACACUAAGCGAAGUCAAACUGGGGAUCUGCGCAGCGGCCAUCUCCAAAUACGUCAUCCGCGAAUGGGGGCUCGCCUUCACACGACAAGCCAUGCUCUCCGCCCGUCCUAUCCCAGCACCGGAGUUGAAGGCGUUGGGUGUGAUAUCCGAGCUCGCAGCCGAUCAGUCCCAGCUUCAGACCCAUCUAGAUGAUAUGCUUGUCCGGUUGAAGGUUUCCUCGCCCGACGCGUCGCGCAUGUCGAAGGAGUUGGUUAGGCUUGCGUGGGCUCAUGCGGGGGGCGAGAAACAGGCUGCUGGUAUUAAGGAGUUGUUUGAUAGUAUGAUGCAUCCUGAGAGAGAUGGGGGGUAUGGAGUAAAGGAGUUUCAGGCGGGGAGGAAGGUGGAUUGGGAUGUUUAUGCGGAGAGGAGGGGGGGUGUGAAGUUGUAGUUGAGUCUGAUUUCUGGUUCAGAGCGAUUAAUUUAUACCUAACUGUCAAAUCUGGUGGAUGCGUAGAUCUAGGAAGCUGAAUAUUCCAUAGCUAUCCUAUACAACUUCAUAAACACUCAAUUCAUUUAUCUCGCUCAUCAACCGGAUAGUUAUAUAUAUCCAGAGAACCUAUCAUAAUUCAGGUACUAAUACAACAUUAC